Messenger RNA from Juglans microcarpa x Juglans regia, 855 nucleotides. RefSeq lists its product as uncharacterized. The transcript has a single exon. Bases 1 to 855 code for a protein of 284 amino acids. Lineage: Eukaryota; Viridiplantae; Streptophyta; Magnoliopsida; Fagales; Juglandaceae. The record is from RefSeq and is a predicted model, not a curated record.
AUGUCAAUUACAUUAACUGCAAAAAACAAAAUCGGAUUUGUUGAUGGCUCCAUCUUGAAACCAACCGCUUCUUCUUCUCAAUUUUCCUCUUGGAUUCGAUGUAAUAAUAUGGUCUUGUCCUGGCUACUUAAUUCUUUAUCCAAAGAAAUUGCCGCUAGUGUGAUCUAUGAAGAUUCUGCAAUGGCAAUGUGGUGCGAUCUCAAAUAUCGAUUUUCUCAAGCCAACGGACCUCGUAUCUUCCAAUUACAGAAGGCUAUUGCUUUUCUUACACAAGAUAACCUCACGGUUAGUGCAUAUUUUACACAAAUAAAAGGAUUAUGGGAUGAGUUACUCAAUUACAGGCCAUUGCCAUCUUGUUCAUGUGGUGCUCUACGAUCCUUAUCUGAUCUCCAACAACAAGAUUAUGUUAUGUGUUUCCUUAUGGGACUAAAUAAUCGAUACUCUCACAUUCGAGGUCAGAUUCUGUUAAUUGAUCCUCUUCCUUCAGUUAACAAAUUUCUCUCUCUUAUUCUUCAAGAAGAAAGACAAAGAGACAUUGGAUCUUUCAUGAUCCCUUCCAUUCCUUUUGCUGCUUUGUCUUCAAGCAGAAUUGGCAAAUCCUCUGUUGGCAAUAAUGCUUCUAUUCGAAAGGAUAGACCUCUAUAUUCUUAUUGUGGAUUGCAAGGUCACACUGUUGGCAAAUGCUUUAAACUUCAUGGAUAUCCACCAGGAUAUCGUGUUAAAGCCAGAUCCUCAACUCCUUAUGCUAACCAAGCAGUCUCCAAUGAUUCCAAUUUAUCUCUACCUCUUUCUCAUACACAGUGUCAACAACUUUUGGCACUUCUCAAUCCUGAGUCUUUUGCUCCUACUCAUUAG